GAAGCCUCGGAGAGAAAAAGUGAGAGGGGAAUUCACGUGGAAGAAGGCGGAGAAUUUGCAAAAGCGGAGUGUGUUGCUCUUUCUUACUCUGGGAUUCCCAUCUAGGGCAUUUGAACAUAUCUCUCUUCCUGUGCAGAGAAGGGCUUGUGCUGAGCUGUGAUGAGCUGGUUCAUUCCAGCGCCAGGCUUCUUUAAAAACAAACAAACACCAAACCAUAAAUUACACCUCUCUUAGCUGGUGUGGAGGAAAAAGAAGACCCAGAAACCUGUGGAGAGAUGGGGUGUGCCUUAUCCUGCCCGGGUGUCACUCCGGAUCCCACCACCUCUGAAGAGAAGACGUGCCCAUCGCUGGAAGUCGGGCUGGAUUCUAAAGUGGAACUGGAGUCGUAUGAGGCUGAUGGACAGACGUCUGAACUGCUGCCCCUUUCAGAGUCUGAGAAGAGAAAGAUCCAGGAGAGCUGGGAAAUCCUUCACAAAGACAUCGCAAGAGUUGGAAUCAUUGUCUUUAUCAAGCUCUUUGAGACCCACCCUGAGUGCAAAGACGCCUUCUUCCUUUUCCGUGACAUUGAUGACUUCCAGCAGUUGAAGAUGAGCAAGGAGCUGCAGGCUCACGGCCUCAGGGUGAUGUCCUUCAUUGAGAAGAGUGUGGCACGGCUGAGCCAGGAGGAGAAGCUGGAACAGCUGGCCUUCGAGCUGGGCAAGCUUCACUGCCGGUAUAAAGCACCCCCCAAGUACUUUGAGUACGUCGGUGAUCAGUUCAUCCAAGCGGCUCAGCCCAUUGUCAAAGAGGAAUGGACCCCAGAGGUCGAGCAGGCCUGGGAGAGUCUAUUUAAAUACCUUGUAGCCACGAUGAGGAGAGGCUUUUACAAGGAACAGAAGGCGAUGGAGGGAGGCCAGCCAAGCUCUUGACUCAUGGAGUACCCGCCGGUGUCGAUACCACCACCCGAAACAGGAUCUAGCAACAUUUCUCUGCCCUCCGUCUUGUUUGCUGUAAUACCUCCUGGGAUGUUUUGUCUCCUCUCCUCUAAGGGAAGUUCCUUGUGUGCAAAGGGAGGCGUUUUAGCAGCCAGCUAGUCUCUGCUGGGAGCUGGGGCUGGCAGGAGAAUCCCAGGGCCUGUCAUGCUUGGGCCCCUUGGAAUGGGGACCCCACACCCCCAAGGAUCAUGCGUAAGAUCCUUCUAAAUGAAGAUCUUAUGUAUGGAUGGGGCAUUUUGGGAACAGAGGAAAGUUGGUAUAUGCCCCUCUAAGAGUUCUUGCAUAAGAACAGCCCUGCUGGAUCAGGCCCAAAGAAGACCAUCUAGUCCAGCAUCCUGUUUCGCAUAGUGGCCCACCAGAUGCCUCUGAGAAGUCCGCAGGCAGGAGGUGAGGGCAUGUCCUCUCUCCUGCUGUUGCUCCCCUGCACCUGGUCUUGAGAGGCAUAUAUAUUGCCUGUAUAUAUUUGAUCCCAGAGAGAAUCUAUCUGUGUGGUUGCUAAGAGUUGACAUCAACUUGAUGGCACUCAAUCAAUCAGUCAAUAUGUUUGAUGGCCUGUAGCCACCAAACUAGUAGCCAUUGAUAGGUCUGUCCUCCAUAAAUUUGUCUAAGCUCCUCUUAAAGCCCUCCAAACUAGUGCCCCUCACCACAACCCAUGGCAGAGAAUUCCAUAGAUUAAUUAUGUGCUGUGUGAGAAAAGUGCUUCCUUUUGUCGGUCCUAAAUUUCCUGGCAAUCAGUUUCACGGGAUGACCCUUGGAUCUAAUGUUGUGAGAGAGGGAUGACGUUCAAACACUGAGUUUUUCUUUGGCUUACUUUUCUUUGGCUUACUUAAUCUGCAGAUAGAAUCUGCCAAGCUGUUGUAUCUGCUAUCUUUACUUUGCGUGUUUACUCAGUGAAAAUGCUUUGUUAAGAGCUCUGCUUUUACCUGGAGGUAUUCUGUAUAAAACAUUGCACAAGAUCCUACAAGUGGCGACAAGGAUGGGAUACAGAAGCUUGUAUGGUUAGUAGGCACUUGAUCAGUAGGCACUUGAAUUUGGAUUCAGAUUAUUAUGGUCCAAAACCAGAAAAUAAGCAGAAAAGGCACCUGGAGGAUUAGUGAAAUGGCAGGCUAUCGCCUAUAUGGGACAAACGGGAGUCUUUGAGAGUGCGGGGGAGGCAAGCCUACUUGCAUAGAAAGGCAGAAGCAAUAUCUUGAAGUGAAUGCCAUUCCACCAGCAAAAUAUGUGGCAGCCUUGCUGAGGAUUAUGGGAGGAAAGCCUCUCAGUCUUGUAAACAAUUUGAUUGCUCCAGAGAAGCCUGCAACCAAGUCUUUUAAAGAAACAGUGCAAACUGUGCAGCAGCAUUUAUCACCAAAUCCCUUGAUUCUAGCAGAGAGGUGCUGCCAACUGAUCAAAGAUAGAGAUUACAGUCCUUGCUGUCAACUGCCUCACUGAAGGAGGGCAGGAUGGCUUCUUGUUUGAAGGAGGUAAUGGUUAGACCUCUUCUGAGGAAGCCUGCCUUAGAUCCCUUGGGAACUGAAAAUUAUAGGCAGGUCUCCAACCUCCAAGAUGAUACCCAAAUGUCUCUCUCUCCAUGUCCUCAUUAUCAGGAAAUAACAUUAUCUCCUUAAAUGCCUGUGGCCGUAACGGACCACAGUUUGUUUCAGAAGAGUUUAAGUAUUUCCUGCACCAUUAUGUCAUCCAGCACAUCCCCUUUGCACCGAAUCAGGCAACUACCAAUGGCCUAGUGGGAAGAUUUGUGAGAACCUUGGCAUGGGAUCUGAAAGCCAUGGUUGGUAAAAGUGGAUCCUUACAACAAAAACUGGCAUAUUUUUCAUUGGCCAGUUGCAAUGCUGCCCAUGCCAAUCACCUCUGAGAUGUCGGCGAUGCUGCUCCUGGGCAGAAAUCUCUGCUCAUGUUCGGAUUUGUUGAAACCUGAUUUGCACAGACAUGUCAGAGACCAACAACUGGGCCAAGCAGCUGCAAAAGGGAGUGGCAUGUCUUGUGGCUGUGAUGGCAUGGGACUACAAGGAUCCAAAUAAACUGUGCCCAGCAGUUAUCCAUCGCCAAACAGGCCCUGUGUCAUAUACUGUUUAGGGUUCUCUGCAUGUAAUUUGGUGUGCCACCAUAUUGAUCAGCUGUGGGACUCUGCAGUGGCACCAAGGUGAGCCGCCAAACCAACAUGUUCAGAAUCCUUUGCAUUUCCUCCACCAGUGUAGCCAGAGGAAGCCACUACAGCCGCACCAGAAUUAGAUCACAGAGAGCACAUCGGUUGCUUCUGAAGCCUUGUUUCAGCCAGACCGCUGCACUGGACUUGCUGGCUCUCGGGACUGUAAGCAGGAAGGGAGCCGGCACUGUCCAGAAUGGAGACACAAGCCACACGACCAGAGGCGCUCUUACGCCUGGACUUCGGGGCAGAAGUCCAGGGCCUCCACACCCCGUGGGGGCCCCCCAAACCCUCUUUAGUCCGUUCUGGGUAGUGUGGUGCCAAACGCGACUGUGACUUGUGCCGGGCAGCCGAGCGUGACCACUGCUUUAGAGACAGAGGUGGAAGGGGAGAAAGAAAUAUGCGGGAUAGAGAUGUGUUAGGUUGUGUGUUGACAUGUUUCUACUAAUACGUAUUUGCAUAAAUAUAUCUGUUUUAUGUUCUUACGAGUUCAGUUGCUGUUUGUUCCCUUAAGAACCCACUUGUUAGAAAUACUGCCUGUGUCAUGGGUGUGUGGGUGUGUGUGUUUGUGUGUAGGGUUGCCAACUGUCCCUCAUUACACGGGAUGCCCCUCAUUUCAAGGAUGAAAUGUUGGUCUCUCUAGGGACAGCGUUUGUCUCUCGUUUUGGGGGCGGGGGGAGCAGCUUCUUAUUUUGAGACAUUUUGGGUUGAAAAGUGCUGUAACUUGAACACGUUCUAAAUAAUAACAAUGCUGGCACUAUUCAACAGCAUAGACGUCAGUGAUAUUCAGGCUCUUGGUUACCACUGCAUACACCUCCCACCCGUCCCCAGCCACCCCACAGACUUGUGUCCCGCAUUCUGGCAAUGAAAUGUUGGCAACCCUAAGUGUGUCUGUGUGGUGCUCAAUUCCAGUGCUUUGCUAAGAGCGCUGUGUCUGCCUGGAGUUAUUAGCAAUAGCAAUAGCACUUACAUUUAUAAUACCACUCUAUAGCUGGAAGCUCUCUAAGCGGUUUACAAUGAUUUAGCAUAUUGCCCCCCAACAUUCUGGGUACUCAUUUUACCGACCUCCGAAGGAUGGAAGGCUGAGUCAACCCUGAGUCCCUGGUCAGGAUCGAACUUGUAACCUUCUGGUUACAGGGCGGCUGUUUUACCACUGCGCCACCAGGGGCUCUGGACACUACGCAAGACCUUGGAAACCCCAGGGCAGGGUGAGAGAGCGAGCUACCAGGAACCAGAGGCAGCUGAGCCUCAUGUGGAGCCCCCUACCCCACUCCACUCAUUAGGAGGGGCUGCUAGCUACUACUGUUGUCAGGAAAGUGGCAAAGCCCCGAUCCCCUUGGCAACAUCAAGUUGUGGCUCAGUGGCCAUAACACAAAAUACUUUUCUAGGAUUUAGGAAGCUUAGGUUAAGAGAAGAAUUAAGGCACAAAUGACUCCUAAAAUCUGCCUCCAGGACAGUACUCUUGUGACCUGUGCAACCUCUAAGAAGGACUGUUCCUUUUUCAUUGGGGUGGGGGGCGGGAUCAUGUCAAAGGAACAUCUUUCCUUCUCCGCUUGGCCUGUAAGCUGUAUCUUUGUGGCUGUGUGUUUCCCACCCUGCUGUAGUCGCUUUGGGACUGUACAAUUCCUAAUAAAAUACGUGGGUUUUUUUGUCA
Hemicordylus capensis (graceful crag lizard) is the source of this 4771-nucleotide messenger RNA. Its product is annotated as cytoglobin-1-like. The transcript has 6 exons. Bases 276 to 908 code for a protein of 210 amino acids. Gene Ontology annotation, molecular function: heme binding; oxygen binding. NCBI's taxonomy places the organism in Eukaryota, Metazoa, Chordata, Lepidosauria, Squamata, Cordylidae. The record is from RefSeq and is a predicted model, not a curated record.